Papaver somniferum (opium poppy) is the source of this 381-nucleotide messenger RNA. RefSeq lists its product as uncharacterized. The coding region runs from base 1 to 381 and encodes 126 amino acids. The record is from RefSeq and is a predicted model, not a curated record. NCBI's taxonomy places the organism in Eukaryota, Viridiplantae, Streptophyta, Magnoliopsida, Ranunculales, Papaveraceae. Gene Ontology annotation, molecular function: RNA-DNA hybrid ribonuclease activity; nucleic acid binding. The transcript has a single exon.
AUGGGAAGGGGAGCCUUGAGAAGAUCUAGUAACGCUCAACAGGCCGAAGCAUGGGCAAUGUUGGAGGCUAUGCAACUGGCAGAUUCAAAUGGUUGGUCUCAUGUGAUUUUUGAAUCUGAUAAUCUGGGAAUUUGUUCUUUUCUUCAACAACAAUCUUCUCUUUGUCACUGGCAGAGUAUGCCUCUUCUGCGAAAAUGUGUAAACAUAUGUAAUAUUAAUCCUGGUUGGUCUUGUAGUUUUGUGUAUAGGUCUGGUAAUAAAGCUGCAGAUGCAAUAGCGAAGGCAGCUUAUAAGCAUAAUCUAUGUGGGGAUUGGUGGUUUCAUCCACCUCCUUUGUUAAUUCCCUACAUAAAUUGUGAUGUAUCAAUUACUCAUGUUUAA